Molecule: messenger RNA, 2985 nt
Organism: Trypanosoma conorhini
Lineage: Eukaryota; Euglenozoa; Kinetoplastea; Trypanosomatida; Trypanosomatidae
Exons: 1
Coding region: 1-2985 (994 amino acids)
Source: RefSeq, a predicted model, not a curated record
AUGUCGGAGGGCUCUGGCGCUCUUCCGGGGACGCGGCCCGCCUCCCGCACGCGGGCGCAGGCGCAGUCGGAGAUGAGCGGCGGCGGCGGCGGCGGCCGGCCGGGCGACACGGCGGGCGGCACCUGCAGCCUCUCGGCGGCGUCGUCGAGCGCCUCCCCCACGCGCGUGACGGCGGUGGCGGCGUCGGCCUCCGCGGAGGCCCGGGCGGCGCUCGCCUUCGGCGACGGCUACCACCGCAUCCUCGAGGCGAUCGGCAACCCCGGCUACUACUCGAUGAAGGCCCUCUUCUACGGCGAGGACGGGCCCCCCGGCGACACCAUCCCCUCCAUCACCGUCUCCUUCGAGCUCUUCGAGGCGGUGCAGAACCGCUUCGCCGCCACCAAGGCGACGCUGGAGUCCACGAAGGCGGAACUCCACGCACGCCACCAGCAGUACGCCGUUCUGGAGGGGCAACACGAGCAGCUGCAGGAGUCCUACAGCCUGCUGGAGAUGCGGGCCAGCGAGCUGGAGCGGAAAAACACGCAGCUGCUGCAGGACGUUGCCAAGCAGGACGUCAUGGCGGAGUUGCUGCGGCAGCAAAUCACCCGGAUGAAGUCAGAGGCGGAGAUGAUCGAGGAUAAAAUGGCAAAACGCGAGGAGGAACUGCAGGUGCUGCACAGCCGCGUCGCCGAGGGGCUUGUGUCGCUCUCGCAGAAGGAAACGAUCAUUGCCAACCUGCGGCGACAGCUUGGGUACGGUGGGCUCCUAAAACGUGACGGGGUCCUCGGCAGCGUGGGCGGCGAGGGCGACGAGUACAGCCCGGAGGCGCUGGAGCGCAUCACCAACAGCGUCGAGGGCCGCUCCGCGGAGGCCCGCCUGCGGCUCUGCGUCGUGGAACUGGAGGCGCAGGUCCGCAGUGUGACGGAGGAGAAGAAGUACGUCAUGCUGCGCCACACCAUGUACCGCAAACACGUGCAAGACGUCACCGAGUCCUACGAGGCGCUCUGCAUGUCGCGGGAGGACGCCGUGGGGUCGCACCGCUGCGAGUCCCCGCUGGGCUUCAGCGCCGCCGCCGCCGCCUCCUCAGCGGCCACUGGGGCACACCACACGACGCCCAGCAACGCCUCGGUGGCAAGCCCCUUGCAUAGCGCCACGCAGCACCUCCUGAACGCCUCCAAGUCCGCAGCCCACGAGGGGCCCCAGCCCCCUGAACAGGCCGGCGAGGAACGGCGACCGAGCUGCGGCGACAGAGACGGCGACGGUGCCUUGGGCCAAGACGAGAGUAUCAAGACGGAGCAGGCCUUCGAGGAAACGGCGGUGCCGCCCAAGUUUUCCGAUUUGGACUCCCAAACCCGGCUCUCGGACUCCAGUUCGCACGGGGCCCCCGUGCCGCCGAUGGCGCCGGCGGAGCUACAGAGCAUGCAAGACAGCAGACUGUUGUCACCCUCGCAGUCGCACGCGGCAAACGUCGGCGAAGGCUCCACGUCCAAGGAGUCGGGGCGCUCGCGGGAGUCCAGGAAGAAGUCCCUGCGGCAGCCCGAAAAACCAGACUCGGCGGAUCGCCUUUCCACCACCUCGCCGCUGCCGUCCCGCCUCAGUGGGCCGCAGGGGCUGGCGGCUUCCUAUGAGCCGAGCCAGUGGGGCCCCACCGGCACGGUUACGACCGACACGGCCAACACGAAGGCGGUCGAGGUGCGGGAGCAGGGGACGCAGACGAGUUGGCGGUUGGGCAGGCAGUCCGCCAGUAGCGUGCAGUUGCCUCUGCACUCACCGGGUCAGGGGCGGCCGAGUGUGGCAAGCUCGCACAAUCCAACCUCGCGGUCCACCUCGUCUGUCUUUGGGGCGGCGCCGCGGCCCGGGGAGGGGUCGCCCUCGCGCCUUUCCCAACUUGCCGCGCCUACGGAAAAAGGUGGGACGCCGCAGAGAGGAAGCUCCCUGGUUGGAGCUUUUGGCGUGAUGCUUCCAACCUUCGAGCAGGAGCACCGUGAGGCGGAUGAGGAGCUUAAAAACGAGUUCCCCGCCAGGCAGGCCUCGGAAGACCGCAGCCAUUCUGGACGAGCUUCGCAAGAAAAGGGCGAAGUCGUUGAGCGGACGCGGUCUGCCACCAACCGCGCUGUGCGCUCCCUCGCCAGGAAGUACGUCGACCUACACGCGGCACUCCUCGACCUGGAGGAGCUUGUCGUCCGCUCAAAGGGAGGUGAGCCACCUGGUGGGACGAAGUCGACUCCGUUUUACGCGGACAUUAACAACGAGAGCGCAGGCGCGCAGGCGGAGUACCUAAGCAGCGUUGUCGUGGCUGACACCCUGCUGUUGCUGCAGUUGCUCCACCGCCUGCAGCGGAGUAGGUCAGGCAGCGCGCAGCCGCUUCCGAACAGAGCCUCGGUUGGCGCACUCUCGUCGAAUGCCCCCAGGCAAGCGUCUGACGUCCCCAUUGGUGCCCAGGAGAAAGCCAUGGACAGCGCACGCGACGCUACCUCUGCCCCUACAAGCAUGGCGAAGCUGCGACCGACAGAGGUGGAAGCGGCGGGAACUUCUGCGGAGGCCGCGACCUCCGCAAGAAAGGUACAGCCGCGGAGGCCAGAGGGCCCCGCGGGGAGGGCCAAAACCAGCGAGAAGGCCAGUGCAUCAGGGAAGAUUGGCGCGGCAGAGAAGCUCGGCGCAACAGGGAAGCUUGGCGCGGCAGAGAAGCCCAGUGCAUCAGGGAAGCUUGGCGCGGCAGAGAAGCCCAGUGCAACAGGGAAGCUUGGCGCGGCAGAGAAGCUCAGUGCGUCGCCGAGGGCGGACGUAUCCUGGAAGUCGAGCGUUGCGGAGAGGGCCGCCGGUUCAAGCGAGGCGGUUGCUGUUGGAAGUCUUCCCGCGCCGGCGGGAGGCGGCGUCACAGGCACCGCUGGAUCGGAUGCCCGGAAGGGCGACAAAGGCGGUCCCAUGCAUGCUGCCCACGCUGCUGCCAAAGGGGACCUCCGCGCGUCGGCGAAGAAGUGGCUGCAGGUGAUGCUGCACGUGUAG